This is a messenger RNA of Hippoglossus stenolepis (Pacific halibut), 5477 nucleotides long. RefSeq names its product coiled-coil domain containing 18 (gene ccdc18). The record is from RefSeq and is a predicted model, not a curated record. Lineage: Eukaryota; Metazoa; Chordata; Actinopteri; Pleuronectiformes; Pleuronectidae. The transcript is spliced from 25 exons. Bases 661 to 4776 code for a protein of 1371 amino acids.
AAUACAAAUGGCAGUAGCUCGUUCUGUCGGUAACCUGGGAAGAUUUGUUUCGCUAGAAGUUACAAACAGAUUGUUUCGAACACAACGGAAAUGUACUUUAAUAGCUGUGCGACGACAGAACUAAUAUUUAUUUCAAAACAUACGCGGCGUUUUCUCUAAAUUCAACGAUGAAGUUCAGUAGCCGACCACCUGUUGAUGCAGCGAGCAUCUUUGUUUACAUCUAGCUAGCCUCGCCGUGCUAGCUAACUCUGCUACUCUUGGACGUAGCGGUUCAUUCAUUAGUUAGUUGUCCCUGUUGUUGACUUUCCAGCGAGUCACACAUGUUGUAAAAUGCUGCUCGAGCAUCUGAAAGCUAACCUCGGCAGGGGGGGACGAGUUGUUGGUUAGCUGGAGGGCGACGUCAUGCACUCACCAGUAGUUCAACGUUCAGGAGCCAAGAUGUCUUCAGUCCGAGGAAUCUACUUCGACUAAAGUGUGCGACAGAAACGGAGCUCCUUAUACAAUCAGCCAGGGCCAUGAGGAUCAGCAGAGUCCCGAUCGCCUGAUCUGACAAGAGCUGCAGUAGAUACCUGAUGUUCCCCUGCACAUACCACUGCUGGCAGUCUUAGCCCACCUUCCUCCAUCUCCAGGUCUGCUAUUGUGAAAAUCAGGCCAGCAGACAUGGAAUCCAUUUCUCUGAGGAAGAAGGUGGGCUGUGUGCGUCAGGAGAACGCCUGCCUGUCCAUGGAUGAGCAGCUCAUCAGUGACUUCGAUGCCCUGCAGUAUGAACUGACCUCCUCCAAGUCUCAGCUCCACCUCAGAGGCUCCAGGGCUGGUGCUGAAAGCAGUGUGGCAGUCAUGAGUGGACAGAUUCGUCAGCUUGAAGCAGAGCUGGAGGCACAAGUCAAAGAGCUCAAGGCUGCAGAGCUGAGAGCUGAGUGUAGCCAGGAAGCAGCAGCACACAAUGACAUUGUGUUGGCAGGUCUCACUGAGGAGCUGAGUGCAUUCAGAGAAGAACUGGACAACAAGACAGCGCUAGGAAAACGAGCUGAGCAACAAAGGAACCAAGCACUUGAAAAUGCAGAGAAACUCAAAGAAGCUUUCAAAGAAUACAAAGCCACAAUUUCCAUUAAACUUAAGAAGGUGAUGGAGAGCGAGAGCAAACUCAAAGAGAGCCUUAUUGAGUGUGACAGAGAGAAAGAAGAGGUGGAGAUGAAGUGCGCUGUGCUGCAGAGAGAAAAGGCAGAACAGGGCCGAACCACCAGCCAGCUGAAGGAGGAGUUGAGGGAGGCUAAGUGUUCGGCUGUUGAGCGCUCAGACCUCCUGACUCAGCUGGAGGAGGCCAGACGACGCGCCUCAAUCCUGGAUCGUCAGCUUGCAGAGCAGGGAGCGGGAUGCAGGGAGCAGGCUUCUCUGCUCAGGGAGCUGCAAGAGCUGCGGGCUCUGACCCAGAGCCAAGAGCAGAGGGUGGCUCAGAGCCACAGAGAGGCUCAGCAGAGCCAGGCAGAGCUGUCGAGUCUGGAUGCUGCCCUGGCCCUGCUACAUCUACGAGAGGGCGCUGUGGGAGCACUUUGUGCCAAGCCCUGCAUGUUGCCCCCAGUGGACUAUUCAGGAACAGUUCACCUGCUCAAGUUAAAGCCAGGUGAAGGUUACCAGCAGCUGUUGCGGGUGCUUCAGUCGUCAGAGUUUGAGCGAACUAAACAGAGCAGCCUGGUCGAGCGGCUGCAGGAUCGUCUCAGCAGAGCCCAGGAGGAGAUCACCUCCCUGCAGAGCUCCAUGGCCCAGAGAGCCUCCCACUACCAGAGCCUCCACACAGAGCUGCUGGAUAAAGUCAGCCAGGCCACUGACACAGAGAAAGAGUUGAAGAGAAAAUGUGCCCGUGUGGCUGCGCUGGAGAAACAGUUACAGGAGAAAACUUCAGCUUACAGUCAGGCUGCACUGAAAAACACAGAACUGGAGAAUCAGCUACUGGAGAAGACCAGCUCUGUUCAACAUUACCAGACACUGAUGACCAAAAAGCAAAGAGAGUAUCAACAGUCUUUGGACAAGUGUAAAAGAUCACAGUCUCAACAAUGCACGGAGCAACAGCACAGAAUAGAAAUGCUGCAGUUAUCUGUAGAAGAAGCUCGGUCUCGGCUGUUAGAAAUGGAGCAGGAGCUUUGUUUGUGCCAGAGGGAAAGAGACAAGGCUCAGAAAGCUGCUCUGUUGCUGCAGACCACCGUGGAACAGCUUACACAAGAGAAGCAGGUUGAAGUCAGAGACAAUGAAGAGUUGUUGCAAAGUUUCAAAGAGCAGGCAGCUCAGUCCUCCACCGAGGUGAGUGAGCUACAGUCGUCUCUGUCAGCGUGCAGAGAAGAACUGGCCUCAUACCUGCAGCAGAUGGACAACGUAAAGAUGAACUACGAGAACGAGCUGCAAAAGAGCAAUGACAAGGUGUCGUCUCUGCAGGAGCGGCUCCACAGCACCAGCCUGGUGUGUCAGAGAUCCAGCGAGCAGAACCUGCAGCUGCAGCUUUCUCUCCAGCAGCAGCAGACCAUGUUGACUGAGAGCACGGCCCACAUCUCUGACCUGGAGGACAGCCAGUGCCAGCUGCAGAGACAAGUGUCCAGUCUGGAGCAGCAGCUGGAGCGAGCAUGGGCUUCUCUGCAGGAGGAGGCGAGGACCAGAAAGCAGGACGCCCAGGAGAGAGAGAAGGACCUGCAGGAGAUGAACCAGCAGAACACUCAGCUGUCUGAGUCCGUCACCCAUGUAACAUCAGAGAUGGUUAAGUGUCAAGGGGAGCUGGUGUCUAAAGAGUCUGAGCUGCAGCGUCUGAGGAAGGAUGUCACCGUCAAGACGCUUCAGAUCAGCCGCAUGGAGGAGAGCCUGCAGCAGACCAAGAACAAACUCGCCAGCAAGAACGAUCUGGUUGUCGAUCUUGAGGAGAAGCUCCAUCAUUGCGAGGCAGACCAGCUCAACUCUGUGCAGCGGGUCCGGAUGCUGGAGGGGCAGCUGCAGGCGGUGCGGGGGGAGCUGGCCGAUACGCUGGAGCAGCUACUGAAACUCAAGGACAUUCUGCAGAUAACACAGAGCAUUGCAGAUGAGCGGCAGGCGUCAGUGGAGAAACUGACCGUCCAGCUUAGUGAGACGCAGAGGGAGUUGGAAGCGAGAACGCAUGAGGUCUUAGACAUGGACAAUGCACUGAAGGAGAGACAGGGGGAGCUCCAACAGAGAGCACAGCUGCUGGGUCAGCUGGACGUGGCGAUCAGAGAGCACAAGCAGGAGCUGGAGAGGAAGGUGGAGUCUCUGCAGCGGAGCCUCGAGGCCAGAGAGCGAGAGCUGAGAGAAGCACAGAGGGAGCUCACAGACAGAAACAUGAAGGAGUCCCAGGAGCUCGACCAGCAGCUGCGUGUGUGUCAACAGAAACUUCAGACUUUGCUACAAGAUCUUGAAGAAACUCGACUUCACUGUGAAUCUUUGACCAGAGAACUGGACGCCACCAAGCUGCAGAACGAGGAGAGGGAGGUCCGGCUGUGUGGGGUGGAGGAGGAGCUGGCUCUGAAGGAGGCAUACUGGCUUCAGGCGGAGGCCAGGCUGCAGAGCACAGUCGCCUCUUUAGAGGCGGAGCUGGAGUUGGAGAGGGCACAGCACAGCAAGGAGCUGGAGUCCCUGCAGCAGACUCGAGGUCAGCUCCUCAAAGUGUCAGAGCAGAUGUCCUCCACCAUGCGCUCCUCCCAAGAACAACUCGCCGCUAAGCUUCACCAGAGCCAGACCCAGCUCGACCAAACCAAAGCUCUGCUGGACCAGACCAGGGCGGAGUUGGAACGAACCCAGAACCAAGCCAGUUGUCUUCAAACACAGUUGGACCAGGGCCAGAGGCAGCUCCUUCAGAAUAAAGCCCAGAUGGAGCAAAGCAGGAUUCUGUACGAGCAGAGCAGAACCCAGAACAGUGACCUCCGUGCUCAGCUGGAGAUGGUCAGCGCGCAGUUAAAUCAAACCAGAGUCCAGGCUGCGCAGCUCCAGGCUCAGCUGCAGGCCUGUGAGAAGUCCAUGGAGACCUCUGAUGAGUCCAUGCUCAUCAAGGAAUCUGAGGUGACCCGUCUCCAAGCCAGGAUCUCCAGUUUGGAGCGAGCUGCCGACCGACAGAACCUCUACAAUCACACACUGUCUGUACCAGUUCUGCACAGAUUCCCACACGCGCAGGAACGCUCCUCCUCGGCUCACUCGCCCCCCGAAAAGACCACUCUUACUCUUACACACUCUCAGUCCACUUCUCUCCGCUCCCCAACGCACACACAAAGUUGCUCAUCACCCCCCGCUCACACAUACCUUCAGCCCACCUCAGCCUCUCACCUGUCUGAAACUCGUGAUUGGCUGCAGAGCAGUAGCAUCGACUCUUCCCUGGAUCUCCCCUUGAGCCUGAAGGCAACACUGAGGGAGGCGUUGAGCAAGCAGCCAUGGGAGGCCUCCUCCUCCUCCUCCUCUGUCUCCCCCUUCCCGAGCGAAGAGCACCACGGCUGGCAGGGCCUCAGCACCGUGGACACCACAGCGACCUCCGACCUCUCCUUCAACCCCCUCACAUACAUGGUGGACAAACCAGACGAUGGAAGCACCGAAGUGGAGGCUGCCUCUCUACAGGAGGGAGACAGUGAGCGGUCGGAUGAGUCGAGGAGGGAGUCGGUGUGCACUCUGGUUGGUGAGGCGGAUGAGGAGGUGGAUAUGAGUUCACUGACUGGGAUGCUGAGGUUUGUUAAUCAGACGCUAGCUAAGCAGGAAGACCCUUCGUUAUGGAGCUCCUCAGGGAUAUCACAGACCUGACAGAGAGGCACACGCACGCACACACACACACAGGUAAAAACACCACUCCUUUCUCAUAAGAGUCUGUUAAUCAAUCAAUCGAUCAAGCUCUGGAUUUCUAUGACUUUUUUCGAACAUCUGCUUCUGAAAAGUCUGUGUGUCACCAAAAAACUAUUUGUAAGAGAUCCAGUGCCUUAAAGAAGCAUAUAAAGUUUGUUAUUGCCCCUUUGAAAUAUUUUUCUAUAACGUAAAAUAUUCAUAGCUGCAUAAUAAACAAUCAAACUUACAGUUGGAAAGACACAUUGGGUUAUCCAUUAGAAAAUACCCCUCAAAACAUUUAGCUUAUCUGCUUUAUCAUUACUGUGUGUGAGGGGGUUAGAUUAUUUUUGAUUGACUUUUGCUCCACCAGAAAAAAAUCGCCCCACAGCUCUCAUCACAUUUUGUUUCAAAUGUAGCUCAACACUGAUUGGUGCUCACAAAGACAUGAAAUAAUCUUUUUUUUUUUUUAUUUAGACCCACUUACCUCUAAUCAGUAUCAAGAUAAAAUCCCUGCUGUGUUGCCAUGGAGAUGUCAGGUCCAUUGAACUCUGUUUACAUUGUGUUUAUCCUUGUGUGUGUCUAUAAAUGUUCCUACAUUCCUUUACAUUCCUCAAAACUAAACCAUUUUCUGUGAUGUCAUAUAAAUGUAGAAGCUAAAUGAAUAAAGUGUUUUUUUAUAAGUA